Messenger RNA from Spirometra erinaceieuropaei, 7304 nucleotides. The record is from the annotation of a GenBank genome assembly. Lineage: Eukaryota; Metazoa; Platyhelminthes; Cestoda; Diphyllobothriidea; Diphyllobothriidae.
AUGUUUAAGGCGCGUCAAGAACUCUUCAGCCGACUUCACUGUCCACUCCUAAACCUUGGUAAGGAAACAAAGUCGCUGGUACAGCCACUUUGACAGCCCAAAGGUCAGUCGUGAACGUAGACCCUCGUAAUGGGCAUUUACGAGGGUCUACGCUCACGAAUGAAUGCCGCCCGCCCUAAUCACGCAUCAACGACCGCGAAUUGAGCCGCCCGCAUUCCAACUGGUUAACCACCCGCCCUCCCUCUCCAGCACAGUGCACCGUAGUUGUUCCGCCUACUCUCCCUUUCCCCCCCCGUCACUCAGUGACCUACCAUGACAUCGGGGUCUCCUCCCCAACUCACACGUCAGUGGUCAGUCUGUCCUAUCACACCAACUGGUCUUAUGUGACAACCUAACUUUCCCCCUAGUAUUCAACUGGUCUGACGACGGUUUGUUGUCACGGGCAAGAAAAUUCACGAGUACAUAUCGACUUUUCCGAAGGAACCUCUUCGAUGUUUCAUUAUAUAAGCUCGGAAUGCAUACCACCUGUAAUCAACAUAUAUAUUGCUGAUUGAAGCGAAAAUGCGUGUUCACGGAUACAACUGAAAAGAUAUGGCAAUGAAAGGAACCAUGGAUUUAUUUGCCUGACGUUUCGAAAGCAAACAAGCUCCCAUCAUCGGAGGUGGGUUGCGUACUGCCCGUCACAGUAUUUAAGGGUUUUCUUUCGUGCUGGCGUGUCACUGACUUCCAGCGCGCUGCAUCACAAGGUCUGAUGAUUGUUGUCAUGGCGGCAUCUGUUCCUCCCCAUCCUUUGUCGGGUAUGGGGAGGGGAGCGGCGUCAGGGUUACCGCGGCCAUUGCUCUUGUUUGCAUUGUCCGUUGUCCGCCCUUCACGUAUCUCGCCUUCCUACACCGUUCGCACCUGCCCGUAAUCGAUUGUCCUUCCACCCGACGGGGUGUAAGCACAGGGUAUGCGAUGUUCGAACUCCCCGGGGUUGCCAUUUGCCUUUUCAUUGGCAGGCGUUGUGGGAGGCGGUUGGGUUCGCUGUGACGACCACGCUGCCCGACUACGUCUAAAAUGUUACAUCAAACGACACCAUGAUCUCGUCUGUGUUAAUUUGCAGUCCAUUCAGUCUUUCCGUGUGGACGGCGGUUGUCACGCCGGUGUUGACGUCGAGCUGGGGGGUCCUGUCACUGUUGGGCGUUCUCACCGACUGCUCGCGUCUGUCUGCGUUCGCCGCCGGUUGUCCCCUGGUUUCGUUUCUUCCCGAUGUCUGUCUAUGUCCGUCCGUGUUCCCGCAUGGUCUGGGUUUGGUUACUACCGUCUCUAGCCUGAUGUCUCGUCGGUAGCCCUGCCUAUUGAACUCCACCCGCAGGGCUUGGUAGGCAACCGCAAGUUACGCAGCGGUUGAUCGAGGUAGUUGUGGUGUGCCAGGUUUCAAGCGUCUCCCUGACCAUUUGGUCGCUCCCUUGGCCCAAGACUUCGGCGUCUUGUAAGACGAAAACGUGGCCAAAAGCUGCAAAAUGUUCUGCCACCAACGAGAACAGAUCCAUUCUUUGUACCGCUCUUGCGUGCUCGUCAACACGGGUCUGCAAUCUCUUCCCGGUUUCUCCAACGUAGUUUGCCUCACAGGAACUAUACUGGAUCCGGUAGACGACGUUGGCAGUUUUGCCUCGUAGCAGAGGCGUUUUUGGUCUCAUGACCAGACGUCUAAUUGUCGCUUCGGGUUUGUGGGCGAUGCCGAUACCCAAUAGUUGCAAGAUACGAGCAACUGCCUCGGAAACGCUCGCAAUAUAUGGCAGCGCUCACCAGACUUUCGGCUGAUUUGCCGUUGAUUUUACGGUUGGUCUGGACAGUCUACUGCGUUCAAUAAAGCUGCGGGGGUAGCCGUUGGAGGUAAACAUCCGUCGUAGAUAGCGGAGUUCGGCUACCUUGUCGGCCGGUUCGCUGCAGUGAGUGUCAACUCUCUUGUAAAGAGAUCGAACACAGCUUCUUUUGUGACACAGCGGGUGAUUGCUGUGGUAGGACAGGACUUGGCGAGUGUUAGUGGCCUUCUUGUAGACCGUCGUUUUCAGGCUCCCGUUGACUUUGCGAUGGACCACAACGUCUAGAAACGCGAUCUGAUUGUUGUUCUCUGUCUCCAUGGUGAAUUGAAUAUCGGGAAGAACAGAGGUUCGUAGCGCGUGGAAAUUCGAGACCAUUUCCCGCUUGAGAACAACAAAAGUGUCGUCCAAAUACCGCGCCCAAAAUAAUGGCGCGAUCCCUAGUGCAGGACGACUGGCCACCAAACCGACCGAUGCUGCCAUGGCAAGGUUCUACGGGCUGCCCCAAAUACAAAAAAGAUGGUGCCCCACUCCGUCCCAUCGUGUCUUUGCGCGGGACACCCACAUUCGACCUGGCCAAAUGGAUUUUCCGACGCCUGAACUGCCUCACCUCUGGCUCCGAUACGACGGUCCGCUAAUCCGUCCAUUUCCUGGAAAGACUGAAUGGACUGCAAAUUAACACAGACGAGAUCAUGGUGUCGUUUGAUGUAACAUUUUAGACGUAGUCGGGCAGCGUGGUCGUCACAGCGAACUCAACCGCCCCCCACAACGCCUGCCAAUGAAAAGGCAAAUGGCAACCCCGCAAUAAAUGUGCCAGGGGUUAUAAGGGAUUUGGGCGUAUCAUACUCCAAGAGUCUUAAUCUCUCGGAGCACUGUGCCUUGAUAGUCUCCAAAGCACGUAGAACGACCGGGUUUAUCCUCCGAAAUUUUAAAACUAGGGACAUUAGAAUGCGCCUUUUCAACAUGUACGUUAGACCUGGUCUGGAAUACUGUUCGUUUUCAUUUAGCCUCAUGCGUGCUACUGAGCGGAAGAAAAUAGAAUCCGUUCAACACUUUUUUACUAAGAAAAUUUUAACCCCAGAACACCGACAUUUGUCUUACCAAGAACGUUGCCGGCUUACAGGCCUCGAUCCUUUAUGGUUCCGUAGAUUACAAAAGGGACUAUUUUUGCUAUUUAAACUCUUAUAUAAUCACACAUUUAACCCGCUCACCUCUUUAAGACAUCAUAUCCACCCACGACGUAACAGUCACCGUGAGGUCUUCUUAUUUCUGCCUCUGGCACGUACUGUUAAAUAUCGUCGGUUCUAUUCUGUAAAUGCAAUUGCUAUUUGGAAUAAACUACCCAUGAGUGUGAAAACUCUGCAAAAUUUUACUUUAUUUAAGAGAACUAUUACUCGAUUUUUGCAUUCAGAAAAGCUCCCACAAAUUUUGAGUGCUGAAUCUACUGAUCGACUGUACCGUAGCGAUGGCGUUUGUGGUCUCUGAACACUAUGGCCGGUCUCACCAGCUGUUCCUCAACGCCUCUACUUUGACUAUCCCCAACUUCAUGAAAGGAAUUUGACGUCCAAUAAUCUCCGAUACCGUGCAACCUCCCCCCUUCUUGACGGUCGAUAUUCUACCACCGCCGACAGUUUUUUUUCUCCUGAGCCCUCCAAACCACAAAAACCACCAUCACCUAUAUUUUUAUGCCUUAAGCUCAGAAGUUUUUUUUUUCACUGCUGGACGGAUUUGUGUUUAAUCGCUUCCCUUGACAAUGCCUGUAAACUGGCAUUUAAUUAAAUUUAAUUAAUAAUAAUUAGUUCGAACAUCGCAUACUCUGUGCUUACACCCCGUCGGGUGGAAGGACAAUCGAUUACGGGCAGGUGCGAACGGGGUAGGAAGGCGAGAUACGUGAAGGGCGGACAACGGACAAUGCAAACAAGAGCAAUGGCCGCGGUAACCCUGACGCCGCUCCCCUCCCCAUACCCGACAAAGGAUGAGGAGGAACCGAUGCCGCCAUGACAACAAUCAUCAGACCUUGUGAUGCAGCGCGCUGGAAGUCAGUGACACGCCAGCACGAAAGAAAACCCUUAAAUACUGUGACGUGCAGUACGCGUUCCCCCAGCGUUCUCUAGCGGUUUCUGGUAUAUGAACCCCAGAGAAUAAUCAAGUGAAUAAUUUCAGAAAUUACUCAGUGCAGGGCUUGGAGUUAAAUCUCCGGGACAUGACUUUUUAGGGUCAUAACCGAAAUUUCCAUGAAGAUUCGAGUGGAAAACAAUCAACUUCUGUGGAAUAACCACCCUAUGCCCAUUCUACCAACAAGUAGUACUACGAGUAGUAUGAAUUCCAUAGGGUAAAGGUAGUAUGCCGAAGUCCCGACAUAGAUACUUGCUAAAAGCCCAGACACGUGUUUCGCCGAUAUUCUGCCGCUGCGUGACACAGCUGCUAGGGGUUCGGCGCUCAGCGAUCAGGUUACAGAACAUGCUCGUUCUGUUGUACCUUGGGGCACAUAUUGAAAUCGUCGCAGGCAGCCACUCAGAAACUAGGGCAACGGGCUCGUGGCCCGGUGGGUAGAGGCGUUGACUUCUAAACCAACAGGUCGCGAGUUCGAGGCCCGGGUGUUCCACACUUCGGGCUUGGGUAUGGCUGGCUGACGACGGCUAAUAAGCCAGAAAUGGCCAUUCCAGUCUCCCUUGUCUUUGUCGGUAAUAUCAUUCUGCCUAUAUAUAUAUAUAUAUAUAUAUAUAUAUAUAUAUAUAUAUAUAUAUAUAUAUAUAUAUAUCAAUCAGGAAUGGGCGCACACCGAUCUAUUGGCUUCACAAAGCAAACAAGCUCCGUAUGUGUGGCAAAGGUCACGAACAGGCAACCAAUUACCAGGCCGAAGUCGGCCAAGUCAUAAUAGCAGCGAGGAGGGACGACAGAGAAUGCGGGUAGAUUGAUACAGCACUGUUUCGGUCUUAUUCUGCCAACGAUAAGGACGUCUUUCUUCUCGCUAGCUUGGUACAGUUCGGAUAUGAGCAUGAGAUCUUGGUCAGAAGUAUGGUUAGGUGAACGGUACACUACCGAAAGCGUCAAUGAUCGGACAUUCUUAGUAGAUAUGGUAACGCUUAGCAGUUCCACAUCCCGUACCGGUCUGUGUACAUCAGCCAUAGCGCUUAGCUUGCAAGUGACAUAAAUUAUGACUCCUCCUCCUCGGCUUAGUCUAUCUCUCCUGAAUUGCUGAUAUCCUUUAAGUGAUAUUUCUGAAUCUGCGAUAUCUUCAGUAAGCCACGUUUCUGUGAAUGCCAUAAUGUCUGGCUUAAUUUCAUCAACAAGGUCCAUUACUAACGCAAGUAUUCGUGGGCUAUUACAGCUCUCCUCCUCUCCAGCCGGCGGCCAGUAGCUUAUAUGUGAGAAAACUAAUAUUCCCGGCUACAUGGUCAUGGGGAUCAUGGUGAUAGAUUCGCAUUAAGCAGACGUUGCUAUUAGUGAUUAUUCGUUCACGUAGAAUUUUUAUGUCAUCUCCUCUUUCACAAGGUACGUAAUGCACCGUUAAGCAGAGUUGACGAUUUAGUCUCAUCAGUCAUCAUCAGAGGUAUGUGUAUACAUAUGAAAGCGCGAGCUGAUAAUUUUUUCCUGCUUUCGACGCAGCUGUUCGUAGGCUUUAUUGUUUAUUUUGUUUUUGAUUUCCUUUGGGUCUUUUCGAGGUAUUACCACCGCCCCUCCAGCAUUUAUCAUUUUUUUCGGGAGAAUAAAUGAUAACGAUGUCGUGUAGCUUAACUAUUGGUUCUAUUACUCUGCCAGCUGUGUUCUCUUAACAGUUUCCGUCGAUUUAAACUAAGGAAACAAGUGCUUAGCUUGAGCCUCGAGCCCGUGCAGAUUUUUGCAGCAAAAGGCAACAAAUCCCGCUCAUCCCUGGUUUUCCAUGAAUAUUACUUUUUUACUGGAAAUAUAGAAUAUAUCGUACAAAAUAUUUCGAUAUACUGGAUAUCAGCGGGUCGUGCAUUUCAGGUCUAACCUCAUCGCUUAAUCGGCAACAAAGAUAGAUAGCUUCCGAUGUCUUGAUUAGCCUCAGAGUCAAUGAAGAUAACUCGAGAAAACACAUGAGUUUUUUUUGGCGAGUCUGAAUAAUUAAGACAUCGGCUAACAUAGACUGCGAAACUUUUAUAGUUUGUUAUACUGCAUCCCAUUUCUGUCGGCGCACUUUUGACUAUCCCAUCCCCGUGACGCGUGAGUUUGCUCCUAGCAUGGCCUUUUUCUUCGCAUACGCCAAUAGUAGCCGUAGCCGCUGUUCUACCUUUUUAGGCCUUUGUUUCCAAUGUCUUCCUCUAGAAGUUGGUUGAAUAUUGUUAUGUACAAUAAAAGUGCUUUCGGCCCCUGAACGUGUCAAAGCAGGGCCAACUGUGUUGUUACGUACAUAUAUCCAUUUGCGUACUACUGUCGGUCUUCUUGGGCUAAACUUUGACAAUAUGGUAUGAUCUGUAUUGUCCUGUGAAGUUUAGAGUACUGCAAAUGCCUGGGUAGGGCGUGUGUGUGUGGCUAUACCUCUAACGUUACUGUAACGGAGGUUGCAUGACAUAGCACUUAUCUUCCAGAUCGAACUGAGGGUUUUGCUUCUAAAGUGCAGACCUCUUUCGGAGGCAGGAUACCGCGUCGCCACUUGUUAGGAUUGCAGUUGUUUAGAUUAUUCGCCUACGAAUUUUAGUAGCCUUAGAUCGUCGGUUGACUUAGCCUGUUUCACGUGGCUUGCUGCCUAUAAUGGCCUGUAACGACUCAUAUUUCAUCCGAGAAAGCUCCUAAUCACGUAAUAGACUGAAGUUUUGGAGUUGCUCGUGGUCAGAUUACUCCUGCAAUUGCAUGUUGCUUUUUCGUUUUUUUUGCUGCUGUAGGCACAUUAUGGGGGCUUACAAAUUCAUGCAAGAGCUUUACCGGCACAAACAGUCAGACGUCAUGCGUUACUUGCUUCGCAUGAGGUGCUGGGAAUAUCGGCAGACAAAAAAGAUCGUGCGUGUUACAAGGCCGUCGCGACCUGACAAGGCAAGACGUCUGGGCUACAAGGCGAAACAGGGCUACGUCAUUUACAGAACCCGCGUUCGUCGUGGUGGGCGUAAACGCCCGGUCCCCAAGGGUGCAACCUACGGCAAACCCACCAACGAGGGUGUUAAUCAGCUAAAGCACCAGCGUUCUAUUCAGGCCACUGCUGAGGUAAUACCAUUUUUGAGAAAAAUUAUUUUGUAGACCCGUGUCGGCAAAAAAUGCGGAUCUCUUCGUGUCUUAUCUUCCUACUGGGUUGGCGAAGACAGCACGUACAAGUUCUAUGAAGUUAUCUGCGUAGAUCCUGCCCACCCGGCUAUCCGACGUGACCCUGCCAUCCGCUGGAUCUGCAAGGCCAACCAGAAGCAUCGUGAGGAUCGUGGUCUUACCUCCGCUACUCACAAGUCUCGCGGCCUGGGCAAGGGUCACAAAUUCCACAAGACGAUUGGUGGGUCGCGCCGUGCUGCUUGGAAGCGCAAUAACCUUAUCAAGAUGCACAGGAAACGAUAA